Messenger RNA from Sporothrix schenckii 1099-18, 201 nucleotides. RefSeq lists its product as uncharacterized. The coding region runs from base 1 to 201 and encodes 66 amino acids. The transcript has a single exon. The record is from RefSeq and is a predicted model, not a curated record. NCBI's taxonomy places the organism in Eukaryota, Fungi, Ascomycota, Sordariomycetes, Ophiostomatales, Ophiostomataceae.
AUGGCAUCGUCGGCGGUCCGGCGCCUUGUCCAAGGCACGUCGGCUGUGGUGCCGGCUUCUCGUCUCCCCGGCCUCGUCUUGUUGGAUCCUGUCGCCCUGCACCGGGACAAUAUGUCCACUAUCCUCCAAAGCCAGUACAAGGCCUACACAGACCUCGCAACCAACACUGCCGUCGUCGAUGUUGGGCAAGUUGUGCGUUAA